AAAUCGAGUCACUCCUUCCACGAGAUAUCAAAGAGACACCACUGUCUCUGAGCUUCUCUGGCGGCUGUGACUGUCAGCUCCUCAGUUACCUUCCCGUCUCUCUUCCCCCUCCAUUUCCACUUCAGCGGCGGAAGGUCCAUCGGAUUCCAUGCCAUUGAAGGGAGGUAAAGGAGCUGAGGAAGAGAAAUUAAUUGAGGUGCGAGUGCAUCAGAGAGAGAGAGAGGGAGAGAGAGAGAGUAAUUAAUAUGGGUUAUAUCCUCUGCUUUACCUUUCUCCGCUCCUGAUUAACUCACGUGAAGCUAAACCCGUGCACUGAGAUCGACGGCCUCGCACAUUUCCGCCACCCGCCAACAUCGCGGCGCAUUGCUCUCGCGCGUCCAAAGAUCCCGCCUUUUGGUUUCUGAUGGGUUCAAUGUGAUUCAGGAACAAUCCUGAGAUGCUCCUGCUUCUCCUCCUCAUCCCUCCCAUGGCGGCCUUCGGACUGCCGCCGCACUGAAGGCCCCCAAUUGCUAUGUUCUCUUCGUCGCCAUGGAGUCAACACCUGCUUCUCCAAGGUGCAACUUUUACCUGUGUUUCCUCCUCCUCCUCUUCUGCUUCUCGACCUCAUUUGCUGCCGAUGUUUCGAAUGCCGGCGACAUUGCCGCCCUCUUGGCCUUGAAGAACUCUGUAGAUACUCAGGACUCCCUGCCGUGGCGGCGAGAGACCGCCUCUUGGCUCUGCAGAGAGUGGAAGGGGGUGAAGCAGUGCUCCCCUGUUAGCAGAGUGACGAAGCUGGUGCUCGAGUUCCUCAACCUCACCGGGACCUUGAGUCGGGACCUCCUUGCUCCUUUCGACCAGCUUCGUGUACUCAGCUUAAAAUCCAACUCGCUCUCCGGCGCCAUUCCCGACCUUUCCCCUCUCGUCAACCUCAAAUCUCUCUACCUCAGCGACAACCAGUUCUUCGGCCGGAUCCCGGCCAAUCUCAACGCUCUCCACCGGCUAAAGGUGGUUGUCCUCUCUGGAAAUCUCCUCUCCGGUCCAAUUCCGGAGUCUCUCAUCAGCCUCCCGCGGCUCUAUGAGAUCUUGCUCGAGGGCAAUCACCUCACAGGGCAGAUCCCGGCUUUCGACCAGCCCAGUCUUCGCUACCUCAAUGUAUCCCGGAAUAACCUCUCGGGAGAAAUCCCCGCCACCCAAGCCCUGUCCCAGUUCAAUGCUUCCUCUUUCCUCAGCAAUGCAAACCUCUGCGGGGCUCAAAUUGGGACUCCCUGCGUCCAAAAGUUGAUCUUCCCCCCGUCGUCCAUCAGCCCGGGAUCGCCGUUUGAUCAUGUCAAUGCCUUCCCACCUUUCAUGCCUCCCACCGGCAGCAACCAAAGCAGGAGGCGGAUCAUUGCCAUCGUCGCCAGUUCUGUCGCGGGGGCUCUUUUCUUGUCGAUUUGCUCGGCCCUUGCGUUGCUUUUGGCCUGGAAUAGGAAGCGGAGGCGGCCGGUGGUCGAGACCCGAACGGUGGGUCGCGGGUCCGGCGGGGGCCGCUACAAGCCAGAAGAAGAAGGUGCGGUGGUCAUCGGCGGAGGAGGAGGGGGAAGAGAAGAGGAAAAGGGCGUAUUCUCGUGGGAGGCGGAGGGGCUCGAGAAGCUCGUAUUCUGCGGCGGCGUCCGGGAGAUGUACAGUCUGGAGGAGCUAUUGCGAGCGUCGGCGGAGACGCUGGGCCGGGGAACGGUCGGGAGCACGUACAAGGCGGUGAUGGAGUCCGGGUUCAUCGUGACGGUGAAGCGACUCAAGGACGCCUCCCGCCCGCCGACGGAGGCCUUCCGGCAGCGCAUGGAGGAGCUUGGCCGGCUGCGCCACCCCAACCUAGUCCCCCUUCGCGCCUACUUCCAGGCCAAAGAGGAGCGUCUUCUCGUCUACGACUACUUCCCCAAUGGCAGUCUCUUCUCCCUAAUCCAUGGGUCGCGGCCGUCGGGGAGCGGGAAGCCGCUUCAUUGGACGUCGUGUUUGAAGAUAGCGGAGGACGUGGCAACUGGGCUGGCCUUCUUGCACCAGAACAGCCCACCAGCGGUCCACGCGAACCUGAAGCCCGCUAAUGUACUUCUCGGCCCGGAUUUUGAGUCCUGCCUCGCCGACUACGCCCUAAUCCCGGCCCUGUUCCACGACGACGCAUUCCCAUCGUCGUCCUCCGCCGCGGCCGCGGCCGCCGCCUCCCUGUUCUACCGCGCCCCCGAGGCGCGAAGCACCCACGCCUUCACCCCGCUCUCCGACGUCUACAGUUUCGGCGUCCUCCUCCUGGAGCUCCUCACCGGGAAAGCCCCCUUCCAGGACAUCCUCGACAAGCACGGCGCCGAGAUCGGUCGCUGGGUCCGAUCCGUGCGCGCCGCGGAGCGGAACGACUCCAGAGAGGAGCCCGGCGGGGGGUCUUCGUCAGGGAACGAGGCGGCGGCGUCGGAGGAGAAACUGACGACGCUGCUGAACAUCGCAUCGUCGUGCGUGGUGGUGGAGGCGGAAAGGAGACCGGCGAUAAGGGAGGUGCUUCUGAAGAUACGGGAGGCGCGGGCGGAGGCGAUGGUGGCGUCCUCCAACAGCAGCGACCACUCGCCGGGGCGGUAGUCGGACACGCUGCAGAGCGAGGGAGUACGGAUCGAAGGAGUUCACGGAGAGGGAUUAUAAUUGAAUAAUCAAUUCCUCGUCGGCGAUCGAUCGGCGGGUAGAAUUGGCGUGUGAGCUGUUGAUGUUUUUGAGAUUUCGGUAUUGACAUAAAAGGAAAUUAAUUUGUUUCUCCA
Zingiber officinale is the source of this 2753-nucleotide messenger RNA. RefSeq names its product inactive leucine-rich repeat receptor-like serine/threonine-protein kinase At1g60630. The record is from RefSeq and is a predicted model, not a curated record. NCBI's taxonomy places the organism in Eukaryota, Viridiplantae, Streptophyta, Magnoliopsida, Zingiberales, Zingiberaceae. Gene Ontology annotation, molecular function: protein kinase activity; ATP binding; protein binding. The transcript is spliced from 2 exons. Gene Ontology annotation, biological process: protein phosphorylation. Bases 529 to 2580 code for a protein of 683 amino acids.